GCCUAAAACCGCCGCCGCAAGAUUUACUACAAGAUCCCCAUCCUCCUAAAAUCCACACGUAACGAGAUGGUUUGUUUAAAUAAUCUUUAUGGAUAAAGUAGUCGACUUUUAAAUGCAAUUUAAUUCCACGAUCGAUUAAUGAUUUUGGGGAAAAAAUCUGGAAUUAAAAAGAUAAAAUUAAGUGAAUGAAAUGAAAAGUCGUUGAAGAUGGAUGUCUUAAAUAAAUGAUAAAAACUUGAAAAAUGAGGAAAGGAAGUCUGCAAACGCAAACUUCCGAACCGUUAAUCGUUGUUGAAGAACCUGGAUGCAUACAAGAACCUGAACUGAAAACUAGAUCAUCAUCGGAACAUACUUCCGAAGAUGAAUCACCAAUGAUGAAUCCUUAUUUACUGUCACCCUGGUCUCGAGAAACUCGUAAACAUUCAUUACCAACUCCUCAAUGUUCCGGGAUAACCGCCAGUCAAGUUCGCCGUCUUUCCGAACGUGGUGAAGGUGCCCCUGGACCUAGACAAACUGAAUUUUUAGCGACGCUUUCUUCGGCUCCAGCUCCAUCACCAGGUGGACGAAGACAUUCUGUAGUAACGAUCUCAAAAGUUCCAAGUGCAUUUUUUGGGAGAAAUCGACGGGAAUCUGUUGCGGGACGGAUUUUACCAAGUCGAAGGGAGUCUGUGACUGGGGGGCCACCUUCUACGGAACCUAGAGGAAGUGUUCAUAACCUUCAAUUGGAUAUUAUGGAUGAUAUCGUCCAAGCUAGAAAGGUUAGAAUGAAAUUGUGGAAUACAAGUAGUAACGAAAAAGUUUGUGAGGUCCAACCGUUGGAUGACGAACAUUUUGGAGGAACUCCAGGUGGUGGCGGAUCAGCAUCUGGUGGAAUACAAAGGUACGCGAGUUCGAGGAGAUAUUCAGAUUUUGUUGGAACAACUUUGGCCCCAAUUCCAAGUGCGACUAGAAGAAGAGCAUCGGAACUGCCGCCUCCAAGUUUACCUCCAAGAACUUCUUCGACAUCUUCCACAGCAUGUAAGAUAACUAGCUCUGGAAUUAUAUGCACAAAUACUGAUCUUAUUUCUAUUUUAUCUUCUUCCGCUAUGGAAAUUAAUCAUCAACAGUGUGAAGUAUCCGAAUCAACAACACCAAUGGGGGCGGCAGAUGCAACAUCAAUGGAAGAAAACAAGAAGACAAGAAGAAGUAGACUGAAAACAAGUAGAAGUAAUAGUUUUGAUGUUUCAACAUUACCAAGUAAUGAAAUUGAAACACCAAGUAAUUGGUUCAUUAAACGUCAUCAACCGAUUUCAACAAAAAAUUUUAUUGGAAAAUCAGACCAAUUAACUUCUAUUUCAUUUGCGGACGAAAAAAAAUCAUUAAAAGCAAAAGAUUCAAACAAUAAAGUUUUAUGGGACGAGCGUAGUGGGUCACUGGUGGACGCCCAACUUUUAGGAACUGCGAUACAAGAUUUUUUAAAAAAAUCGAGUCCGGAAAAAAACGAUUUCGGAAAAGGAGAUGGUCCAUCAACUUCUUCUUCAUCUCAAUCGAAAUCUAAAAGCGGCUGGUUUUCAAAUAAACCUGGAGAUGAAAACAAUUCAAACGAAACUUCCGAUUCAUCUCUAUGCUCGACUUUAAAAGAUUUAUUUGUGAAAUAGCUGAUAAAUCAAUUUUUUGAUUACUAAUUGUUGAUUAUCAAAAUAUUUCAACACUAAAAACUAUUAUUUCAUAUUUAUUAUCAGUAUUAGUUGUUAAAAAUCUCUCUUUAUCUAAGAACGGUAGAAUCUAAGAGAACUGCUUUUGUAAUGUUGAGACUAGAGUUAGAUUAAAUCUAGCAUUGUCACUAGAACUAGCACCAGUCAAGUUUUAUGUCAUUUGAAACAGCUAGUCAACAAAAGAUGGCGCUAGCGCAAAAUUAGAAAUUGAAAGGUUUAUGGUAAAGUUUGUAAAAACACAAAAAAUACAACAACAAAAUUUUGAAUUACAAAAGAACAAAGUAUUUAGUAAUCCUUUUAGAUUCUACCAUCCAUCAUAGUCUUGACCUCUUCUUAAUUUGCGAAGACCGUUACAAACCAAUUUAACCUCAAAAAAUGUAAAUUAACUUAAUUUAUUUUUUUUUAAUUUUAUUUAAAUAGAGAUAAUUAAAUUAAAAAGGAUCAAUACGGGAAUUUUAAGCCAAAAUGCUGGUCGUUUUGACUACGUAAAAUAAAAAUUAUUUUUGACAAUUUCUUUUUAAUAGACGAGCCAAUAAACAAGAGUGUAUGGUGAGCUGUCUAACUAAAAGAAAUAAGUAAAGUCCACUGAAUUAAAACGGAAAAUAUAUAAUACAAUUAAUUAAUUAAUGUUCAAGAAAACAAUUAAUGUUGAAAUACUAAUAUCUAGUAGAUUUGAUGUGUCUUAAAAUUAUUAAAAGAAAUGGUGAACUGUGUUUAAAUGUACAUUAUGUCGAGUGCAUAUUUUGGGUUAAUUUUUGUUAUAUCGACAAUAAAUUGAACCGAAUUUAAUAAAAAGUUACAUUUAAACACUGUUUGAAUAUUCAAUUGACUGUAUUAAUUCCAUUUGAAUGUGAAUGGAAAAUAUCAACCAACCAAAAUAAUGUUUCUCAGUGUAUUUUAUUCACAAUGUAGUUUAUAGAAAGAAAAAUCAAAUAUUUUUAUUCUAGAACUGAUAUUUAAAUAAUAUUUUCAUUGGAUUAAUUUCGCUGGACGAAAUUAGUCGUAAAUAAAUUGUUAACUGAAAAAAAAUUGUUACCAAA
Molecule: messenger RNA, 2734 nt
Organism: Onthophagus taurus
Lineage: Eukaryota; Metazoa; Arthropoda; Insecta; Coleoptera; Scarabaeidae
Gene: kairos
Product: kairos
Source: RefSeq, a predicted model, not a curated record